AUGCCGUUGCCGGAAGUCAAGCGCAUCUUUUCCCACGCGUCCUCACAAAGUCGGUUGUCAGACCGAAAAUCGUUCCGUGACAUCGGAGCACCGCCCCGACCUGGAGCUCCAAUUUCAUCAGAUUCCAGUCAGGACUGCGUACGCAUCACCCCGGUUCGUCGGAUCGGCGAAGCGCCGACGGGCGAAUGGGCUGCCUCUGACGAGUUGUAG
This is a messenger RNA of Pseudozyma hubeiensis SY62, 210 nucleotides long. RefSeq lists its product as hypothetical. Lineage: Eukaryota; Fungi; Basidiomycota; Ustilaginomycetes; Ustilaginales; Ustilaginaceae. The record is from RefSeq and is a predicted model, not a curated record. Bases 1 to 210 code for a protein of 69 amino acids. The transcript has 2 exons.